UCACUGACCCCACUCCUGAGCAUGAACUCUCCUCCCCUCCACUCUGCUGUCAGGUUUUGUCUCCAUUGGCCAAGAACCUCUUCCACCGGGCCAUUUCUGAGAGUGGCGUGGCCCUCACUUCUGUUCUGGUGAAGAAAGGUGAUGUCAAGCCCUUGGCUGAGCAAAUUGCUAUCACUGCUGGGUGCAAAACCACCACCUCUGCUGUCAUGGUUCACUGCCUGCGACAGAAGACGGAAGAGGAGCUCUUGGAGACGACAUUGAAAAUGAAAUUCUUAUCUCUGGACUUACAGGGAGACCCCAGAGAGAGUCAACCCCUUCUGGGCACUGUGAUUGAUGGGAUGCUGCUGCUGAAAACACCUGAAGAGCUUCAAGCUGAAAGGAAUUUCCACACUGUCCCCUACAUGGUCGGAAUUAACAAGCAGGAGUUUGGCUGGUUGAUUCCAAUGCAGUUGAUGAGCUAUCCACUCUCCGAAGGGCAACUGGACCAGAAGACAGCCAUGUCACUCCUGUGGAAGUCCUAUCCCCUUGUUUGCAUUGCUAAGGAACUGAUUCCAGAAGCCACUGAGAAAUACUUAGGAGGAACAGACGACACUGUCAAAAAGAAAGACCUGUUCCUGGACUUGAUAGCAGAUGUGAUGUUUGGUGUCCCAUCUGUGAUUGUGGCCCGGAACCACAGAGAUGCUGGAGCACCCACCUACAUGUAUGAGUUUCAGUACCGUCCAAGCUUCUCAUCAGACAUGAAACCCAAGACGGUGAUAGGAGACCACGGGGAUGAGCUCUUCUCCGUCUUUGGGGCCCCAUUUUUAAAAGAGGGUGCCUCAGAAGAGGAGAUCAGACUUAGCAAGAUGGUGAUGAAAUUCUGGGCCAACUUUGCUCGCAAUGGAAACCCCAAUGGGGAAGGGCUGCCCCACUGGCCAGAGUACAACCAGAAGGAAGGGUAUCUGCAGAUUGGUGCCAACACCCAGGCGGCCCAGAAGCUGAAGGACAAAGAAGUAGCUUUCUGGACCAACCUCUUUGCCAAGAAGGCAGUGGAGAAGCCACCCCAGACAGAACACAUAGAGCUGUGAAUGAAGAUCCAGCCGGCCUUGGGAGCCUGGAGGAGCAAAGACUGGGGUCUUUUGCGAAAGGGAUUGCAGGUUCAGAAGGCAUCUUACCAUGGCUGGGGAAUUGUCUGGUGGUGGGGGGCAGGGGACAGAGGCCAUGAAGGAGCAAGUUUUGUAUUUGUGACCUCAGCUUUGGGAAUAAAGGAUCUUUUGAAGGCCAAA
Homo sapiens (human) is the source of this 1265-nucleotide messenger RNA. RefSeq names its product liver carboxylesterase 1-like. The record is from RefSeq and is a predicted model, not a curated record. Bases 207 to 1067 code for a protein of 286 amino acids. The transcript is spliced from 9 exons. Lineage: Eukaryota; Metazoa; Chordata; Mammalia; Primates; Hominidae.